Molecule: messenger RNA, 1846 nt
Organism: Asparagus officinalis (garden asparagus)
Lineage: Eukaryota; Viridiplantae; Streptophyta; Magnoliopsida; Asparagales; Asparagaceae
Product: UPF0481 protein At3g47200-like
Exons: 2
Coding region: 433-1647 (404 amino acids)
Source: RefSeq, a predicted model, not a curated record
UACGUUCAUCGUGUUACUUUUAGAUUACUCAAUUUCUCAUUAUAUUUGCACCAGAUAGUAUCUCAAGUUAGUUGUCUUGAGUCAGAGAGUGACCAUACAUAGUCUCCAAAAUGCUUGAUACUGGAGAUUUUUAUCUACUUUGGGCAAGGUUUUCUUUUUCCUGAUUCAUGAGAUAGUUCGUAAAUAGCAUCUUAGACCAAUUCAGAAUUAGGCUUUUGCAGUGAAAGAAAAAAAUUCUCAAAGAAUUUAAUAGAUCAAUAUGUCAAAUUAGCAUGUACAAGGAAGAAGAGUGAAGUAAAAAACUAACCCGUAAAUUUUUUUAUUUUUUUAUAUUAUUUUAAUUUUGAAUGUGAAAAAGACAUACAAUGUCUCUCUCUUCUAUUAAUUCAUCUCUAAUUGACAACACCAUUUCCAUGUCAAAGAGAACGAAAUAUGGGAGAGAAGGAUCAAUGGCUCGACUUGCAAUCUGAGCUCGACAGAAUCAACCCUGCAGUUGAGAUCGAGAGAAAGAAGAAGCACUGCAUCUACAGGGUGCCGAAGAUCCUUAGAGACCUCAACGAGGGGGCCUACACACCCCAGCUCGUCUCCUUUGGGCCGUAUCACCACGGCAAGGACCACCUCAAGCCCAUGGAGUGCCACAAGCGCCUGGCUCUCUCCGCCUACCUUUCGCGGUCAAAUAAGACGCUGGCUCAGGUAGCGGAGGCACUGAGGCCCUCGGUAUUGGACCUCAUGGACUCGUACGAAGGCCUGGAGGAGCCGUGGACAGACGAGGAUAAGUUCUUGGAGCUGAUGAUCCUUGAUGGAUGCUUCUUUCUUGAAAUAUUCAUUUGGGACAAUGUGAAGCUCUGGAGGCGAUACAUGAAUCGUGCAAACUGGAUGGACAUGCGAAGGCUUGAAAACCAGUUGCCACUCCUUGUUCUUGCUAUUUUGAUUGAAGUAGGUGGUCACGAGCUCAAAGAUACCGAGAACUUCAUAAGAGGUUGUGAUGACAUUUUUUACUCAGAUCAGAAAACCAUCAGAGGAAUGGGCCACCACUUGCUCGACGUUUCAAAGAAGAAUAUGACGGCCAUAGGUAACUACAUGCACGACCAUGACUUGAUCGUUCGCCCAGCCACAGAACUCUUCCAAGCAGGGGUGACCUUUGAGAAAGCUCAAACCGUUUGUUACAGUGAUAUUAGCUUCACAAAUGGAGUCCUCAGGCUCCCUAAUAUCAUGUGCCACAGCAACAUUGAGAACAUCUUCCUCAACUACAUCGCCUACGAGCAUAUACACAGAGGUGUGGGCACUGCAGUUAGUUCCUUUGUCUUAUUUAUGGAUAAUAUCAUCGACAAGGAUGAAGAUGUGGCUCUACUCAGGAAGAAAAAGAUAAUCGCCUCCACGACAGGAAGCGACAGCGAAAUCGCUUCGUUCUUCAAUCGCCUCACCAAGGGAUUGCCGCUCUUGGAUAAGAUCCAUGACACUGUGAACGUGAACAAGGACAUCGAAAAUUAUUGCAAUAGGAGGUGGCAUAAGUGGCGUGCAGUUUUCAUCCAGACUUACCUUAGCAACCCUUGGGUUUUUAUCUCGCUUUUGGCAGCAUUCCUCCUCUUGGUUCUGACGAUUCUCCAGACAACCUACUCAAUCAUGGCUUACUACAAAAGCUCUUGAUCUAGUUGAAUUGUUGAUACAUCGAAGUAGAUGCUGCAACAUUCGUACAAGAAUGUUAUCUUCUAUUCUCUUCUUUAUGAUUGUGACUUAUCAAUUCUCUUCCUUCCUGCAACAUUUGUACUAGAGAGUGUUAUCAUCUGUGAUCACUUAAUGAGCAAUUAUGAUUUGUUUUGAAUAUAAACAGAAAAAGCAUUUUAUU